Molecule: messenger RNA, 2786 nt
Organism: Solea solea (common sole)
Lineage: Eukaryota; Metazoa; Chordata; Actinopteri; Pleuronectiformes; Soleidae
Gene: rab28
Product: RAB28, member RAS oncogene family
Exons: 7
Coding region: 440-1105 (221 amino acids)
Cellular component (GO): Golgi apparatus; endosome
Molecular function (GO): GTP binding; GTPase activity
Source: RefSeq, a predicted model, not a curated record
CACACUGGCGCUGGCUGGGUUUCCGGUUCUGUUGUAGCAGUUUUCCCCCAUGAUAAUGCUCCGGUGUCCGUGGCGCCAGUGAAAACAGGGACAAACUGUCGUGACAGUUGACGAGCUUUUGUCUCCUUUCCGGUUAGAUAUUCGCUCUCAUGUUUUGGUUUUUUUAAAACCGUGUAGAGAGUGUGUUUUUGCCGCAGCAGCAGCAGCAGCAGCAGCGCGUGAGUGUAUGACGCCGAGCAGCAGCAGCAGCAGUCAGUCGGUGUUGUUAGCAGAGUCAAAAUGGCGUCGGUUUCCCCACCAAACGCUUGUCUAAUCCAUCUGUGAUUAUCCUCGUAGACACGUUCACACACCGGGGGGGAGAAGCUUGAGAGCGUUUCGGGUUCAUACAGCGACACAGUCGAGGCACAUUUAUUUCAUUUAUUUCAUUUAUUUCAGCGCCAUGUCGGACUCGGAGGAGGAGAGUCAGGACAAACAGCUCAAAAUUGUCGUGAUUGGAGAUGGUGCUUGUGGGAAGACGUCACUCGCCACCAGGUUUUCACAGGAGGCCUUUGGGAAGCAGUACAAACAAACCAUCGGCCUGGAUUUCUUUCUGAAGAGAAUAAGCCUUCCAGGUAAUUUGAACGUGACCCUGCAGGUGUGGGACAUUGGAGGCCAAACGUUAGGAGGGAAAAUGCUGGAUAAAUACGUAUACGGAGCUCAUGGCGUUCUCCUGGUGUAUGACAUCACCAACUACCAGAGCUUUGAGAAUCUGGAGGAUUGGUUCGUGAUGGUGAAGAAGGCCAACGAGGAGUCUGACGUCCAGCCUGUCGUCUCCUUGGUGGGCAACAAAAUCGACCUGGAGCACAUGAGGACAGUGAAGUCUGACAAACACCAGCGUUUCUGCCAAGAGAACGGCCUCGUCAGUCAGUUUGUGUCGGCCAAAACGGGCGACUCGGUGUAUCUUUGUUUCCAGAGGGUUGCUGCUGAAAUUCUUGGUGUAAAGCUAAACAAAGCAGAAAUAGAGCAGUCUCAGCGUGUGGUGAAGGCAGACAUCGUGAACUACAGCCAGGACACCGUGGCCAGGACAGUCAACCCCCCACGCAGCUCCAUGUGUGUGGUGCAGUGACCUCCUCAUUUACACAUACACACACACACACACACACACACUCUUCAGUCAGUAUUCCUUACGUCAGGAGUUUUGGAGUUACUGGAUCACUCGUGUUCAGAGAGCGCUCUCUGUGUUCCUGUGUGCCAGUUGAGUGGGUGAGAUGAAGAACAGACUGUGUGGUUUUCAGGUCUUUGGUCUGUUGUUUCGGAUAUUUGGCAGAAAUCACUUUUUAGUAUGGUUCACCAAAAAAAGGAAAUGGGACCUAAUUUUUUUUACAUGCAGCUAUUACUUUACUUCAAUGAUUCAUUUUUAAUAGAUAAAAAAAGUGUUAGUAUGAAGCUGGUUGUCAACUACUAUAAUCAUUCACUCUUGUAGACGAGAGCCUUUUUCUACAUUUCAUCCUCUGCUGUUGCAAUUAGGAGCUGUUUUUCAAUGAUUAGAGAGAGUGCAGAGGAUUUCUAAAGUUACUUUAAACAUGUGUUUCGUUCAUCUCCGUCCCGCUGACUGCAAAUUGCAUUCGUGGUACGAAUGUAUGGGACAUUUUGUGAAAUCUGUUUAGGAUUUAACCUGGUUUUAACAUCCGUCUUCAAUGAUUCGACCAUGGCCAGAUCUGAACGUGUCCCCAGAUCUGAUCACACAAACCACACAUUAGUCCACAUCCCUGAUCGUCCUCAGGGUGGAUUAGACAUCGUCUCCUCGGGUGAUGUGAAAUGUUGAAUUUCCAAGUAUUUCAGUGAGUACCCUGUAAAGGGUUAACAGGUAACACACACACACACACACACAGUAACAGGAGAUGCAUCCUUGAAUAAUUUUAAUGACAAUUUGUAUAAUCUGGCUGUGAUCGGAUCACUGAGGAUGGAAGAUAAUCCCAUGUCUGUUCCUCAGCAGAACAGAAGAAGAAAAAGACAAUGUUUCAAUGCUAUAGUUCACUGAACGGAAUCUCUGUCUUCAAUUUGCCAAGUAGAGGCUUAUGCUAGCAGUGCUGUGACGUGGAGUGUGUGCUGUUAUUUUACGUAGAAUCAUUUAAAUUUUCCAUUUUCUUUUUUUAUUCUGUACUUACUUUUAUCACCAUCAUUUGCUUAUCUCUUAUAAUAUGUCUGCAAAUGUUUUACUGUUAAGUCUGUAAUCACAUUUCAAUGAUUUUUGUGUCUCAUUUUCACUGAUAGAGAGCUGAUCAGAUGCUGUAUUUAUGCAGUGUGCUAAUAAAGCUGAACGAUUAUGACUCAGGAAGUACCUGAGUGUUGAGGUGAGCAUGAGGUAAAAAAAGAAAUGUGCAUUUUACUAGAUCUCCACAUUAACCUUAUUCAACUGUCCGUUAUAGAACAGAAGUUUGCGUUGAAGAAAAAACAGCGACGCAUAAAAUGUUUCGCAUCUUUUUGACCACAUUUUACAAACUUUGUUGUUGAGUCCACUCGGAUGUUGUACGUUUUGUCAAAUGGUGUCCUCCACUUAAUAGAUAACAGUUCUGCACUUAAAGGCAUGAUGGGAUUUAAAGUGGUGUCCACCUCCCUCUAUAUUCUGAAAUACUGUAUAUUUAAAUAUGUUUGUACUGUAUAAACAAUCCUCCGCUCCAUCGCGCAUCCUGUAAACAAAUGUAUGCUUUAAAAACUUAAUGAAUGUACAGUUGGAACAUUUAGUUGAGAGCGAAACAGCAACACAGGUUUUGUUGUGUUUCUGAAUAAAAUUCUACAUGAAAACA